CCGCCACCUGUGCUUUAUCCCUUCUGUAGUUUCGCCCGUGUGUUCCCGUUGAAACGCUCCUCUGCUUGUGCACUGCUUACCCGCUCCCCACUUUCCCAUUUGCGCAGGAGCUGAAUGACCAGGGAACACGAACCUGCCUUCUUCAUGGGGACACCAGGCUUGGAAGCUCGGUAUCUGGAUUCUUGCAAGAGGCAUCGGACGCAACCCAAUGCUGAAGUCGUAUCGUGGUUUUCAAAGGUCCCGACUUUGACUUGUGAUGCUAAGACUGAGAUGACUUCCUGUGGAGAAUGUCACCUUGUUAUCACACUGGAUCAUCUACAGGACACUGAUCUCCUCCUCCUAAUUGAUGUUUUCAUGGAAAUCCACUCUUUUGAUGUUGACACAGUUGACGUUGUUCAUAACGCACCUCGUCUCUUGAACUCGGAACAUCUCAUUGGUUUGAUGCUUGCGAUUGGUGAUAAGCUACAUGCUGUCAAUCUCCAGGAUUCAUCCCUUGGGGAGGACUUUCUAAGCAAUCUGAGCAAGAGGGGAGUUUCUUGUGAAGUCUUCUGUUUCUGGUCCCUCCAAAUUCAGAAGCUCAACAUGGUUGGUAGAUUUACACAGUUGCAUACCCUUAACCUGGAUUUCUGUACUUCAGUCACUAGCUUCCACAAGGACUGUUUUUCUGGCAUGCCAAAUCUGAUGCGUUUAUCAAUGUGCGAGACAAGAGUGGCUAAUCUCUGGACUACAACUGCUGUAUUGUCUAAGCUUCCUUCUUUAGUGGAACUACGAUUCCAGAAAUGCUUAUGUUGCCAUGACACUGGGCCGUGUGCUUCCCUCUACAGUGAAAAGGCAAAUCUUCUUGUUGGUGAGGAAACUGGUUCAGUUCUACCGAACUAUCCUUCCUACAAAGCUGUACAAUCUGUUUCUCAUGGCAGCACCACACACAAAGUUCUUGAUGAAGUUGAGCAAAUCAUUGACAAAGAAUCGGUUUUUAUGUGCGCUCAAAAGCAGAAGUUAAGGAAUGGUAGUGCAACAUUCAAAAAGUAUGUCUCGCAUCAUUGCUCACCUAUAUGCUAUGAGAAAUACUACAGAGAAUAUAUGAUUGUUUGUCUGCCUCAUUUGGAAGUAUUGGACAACCUUCCUGUCCAGGAGGUGGACAAAGAAGUAGCAAAAAAUGUCUUCUCGAGCCACUAUGAGAACUUACCCUAUGGGCGACAGCACAAAGAAAGUGUCAUUGCAGUCCUACAUCAACGUGAAAUGGGAAAAGUCAGCUUCUACCACCCAAAAUCAAUUAAAUUAAAGCAUUCAGUUUCUCCUAGGACAGGCCAACAUUUUUUCUCAAGAUCUCUGAGUGCAGCAAAACUUGGAUCGUCCAUGUGGCCUGUCAUACAACCAGUUUCACAAAUUAGCCAUCUUAUCAAAGAAGAAGGUACACAACUUCGACCAAGGCAGUUUGAGUACAAUCCGUCAGACCCUUCUCUUAUGGCUUUUGGAACUUUGGAUGGCGAAAUAAUUAUUACCAACCAUGAAGGUGGAAGAAUUGUCGGUUAUGUCCCAUCAACAGGAGUGGAAAAUAGUAUUUUGGGUCUCUGUUGGCUCAAGAAAUAUCCAUCCAAGCUUAUUGCAGGUUCUGACAACGGGUCGUUGAAGUUGUUUGACAUCAACUGUAUACCACCGAAAGUUCCAGACUUCUCAUUCAGUUAUGAUGCCGUUGCUUUUGAUGAUUUUGAGCAGUUGACCUCCGUACAUGUUAAUUCAAUGGACGAUAGGCUUCUUGUUAGUGGAUACACAAGAAACAUUGCUCUUUAUGACAUUGCCACUGGUGGACGCAUGGAGUUGUUCAGGGAUUUGCACCGCGAACCUAUAAAUGUUGCUAAAUUUGCAAAUCACUCUCCGUUCUUGUUUGCUACUUCAUCAUUCGACCGUGAUGUCAAGAUGUGGGAUCUGAGAGAGACUCCGGUGCGACCUUGCUAUACAGUUUCAAGCUCCAGAGAAAAUGUAAUGGUUUGCUUCUCCCCUGAUGACCACUAUCUACUGGUCUCCGCUGUUGAUAACGAGGUCAAGCAGCUUUUAGCUGGUGAUGGAAGGAUCCAAAUGAAAUUUGAGAUAGCUUCAACUGGAAGUGCUCAUAAUUACACACGUUCAUAUUACAUGAAUGGAAGGGAUUACGUCAUCAGUGGAAGUUGUGAUGAGCAUGUAGUCCGCAUCUGCUGUGCUCAAACUGGAAGGCGACUGAGGGAUGUCUUCUUGGAGGAUGGGAACUCUGGAAAUUCUAUGUAUGUGCAGUCUUUAAGAGGCGAUCCCUUUAGGGACUUCCAUUUCAGUGUUUUGGCAGCUUCGACACGGUCCAGCUCAAAGUGCGAGAUCAUGAUGGUCAAUUUGCUUGCAUCCAUUGAUCAAGUCAAAGAUCAUCCUUAUAACCAAAGUUUUCGUCCUGCGUACAGUCUUGGAGGCUGAUAUUUUGUUGUGCUUAUCUGGAACCGCUAAAAACAACAGGAGUUCAUGAUAAGAAUGUACAGUGAAGAAUGCUUGUUGUAUAGUGUCAUUCUUGCUAUUCUUGCUAUAUCAUUAUCGAGGUGCUGUUUGUAUUCUGUUGUUUGUUCUCUUACAUGGUCCCACGCUCCGAAGGUAAACUUGACAUGUAGUGUACAUAAAAUUCAGAAAGCAAGGUCCUUUUUAUAUGAUGUGAGAUGCCGAAGUUACUAGCUUGGCUUGAAUUAGAGUGUGUGUUCCCACAACAUCAAUGAAGCAUGAAAUUCUCAUA
Molecule: messenger RNA, 2746 nt
Organism: Syzygium oleosum
Lineage: Eukaryota; Viridiplantae; Streptophyta; Magnoliopsida; Myrtales; Myrtaceae
Product: protein DWD HYPERSENSITIVE TO UV-B 1-like
Exons: 10
Coding region: 115-2439 (774 amino acids)
Biological process (GO): cellular response to UV-B
Cellular component (GO): Cul4-RING E3 ubiquitin ligase complex
Molecular function (GO): protein binding
Source: RefSeq, a predicted model, not a curated record